Messenger RNA from Phytomonas sp. Hart1, 1017 nucleotides. NCBI's taxonomy places the organism in Eukaryota, Euglenozoa, Kinetoplastea, Trypanosomatida, Trypanosomatidae. The record is from the annotation of a GenBank genome assembly.
AUGUUUGGGACCAAUAAGUCCUUGCUGAAUACCUCUUCGCUGUGGCUUUCCUCCACCAACCCGGAUAACAGAUUGCCAUCUCUUAGCAAAUCGACGAUGAUUAAGGAUGUAUGGGCUGACAACCUUGAGAAGGAGUUCGCGGUUAUUCGUUCACUCAUUAAAGAUUACCCUUUUGUUUCCAUGGAUACAGAAUUUCCAGGUGUAGUAGCAAAGCCCGUAGGUAGUUUUAAAACGACACACGAGUUUUACUACCAGACUCUGCGAUGCAACGUGAACUUGCUUAAAAUAAUCCAGCUAGGCAUAACACUUCUCAACAGCAAGGGUGAAGUACCCGAGCACUGCUCUACAUGGCAGUUUAAUUUUCGCUUCAGCCUUAAUGAAGACGUUUACGCACAGGAUAGCAUAGAGCUCCUGCGGCAAGGUGGCAUCAAUUUCGAUCACUUCACCGCGUACGGCAUUGAGGUGACGCACUUCGCUGAGCUUUUGAUAUCUAGUGGCCUGAUCCUUAACCCGGAUAUACGCUGGAUUGCUUUCCAUGCGGUCUACGAUUUCGGCUACUUGACCAAGAUUGUGUGCAACAAGGAUCUUCCUGAGAAGGAGGAGGAUUUUCUCCAAAUUUUCCACGCACUAUUCCCAAGCGUGUUUGACAUUAAGUAUCUUCUUCGUUCCAUGGAACUAUCUCACUCAAUCGGCCUUGAUUCGCUGGCUGAGACGUUGAAAUUACGCCGCUUUGGGACCGCUCACCAGGCUGGGAGUGAUUGUCUACUGACAGGGCAUUGUUAUUUUAAGAUCUUGCGGGAUAAUCUCGGCGGCAUUACCCCUGUCUCCAGCAAUGGCAUCCUCUACGGCCUCAGCGAGGAUGUCAUGUCGUCUGCCACGCCCAGCAGCGCCCAGGCGGUUGCGCAAGUCAAUCAUAGUGAAAGUGGUCCACAGGGGUACAGCAGCCCUAUGAUGGGUUAUGGUGGCACAAACCCAACGUUCCCAUCUACACCCUUGCAUGCCAAUAGCUUUAAAUAG